AUGUUCGCUGCCACCCGUAUCGCCUCCUCUGUUGCCGCCAAGCGUGCUUUCUCUACUUCUGCUGCUAACCUCUCCAAGGUUGCUGUCCUUGGUGCCUCUGGUGGUAUUGGUCAACCCCUCUCUUUGCUUAUGAAGGAGAACCCCCAUGUCACUGAACUCUCCCUUUACGAUAUCGUCAACACUCCCGGUGUUGCUGCUGAUUUGAGCCACAUCAACACCAACUCCGUUGUCAAGGGCUACACUGCUGACAAUGAGGGUUUGAAGAAGGCUUUGGAGGGUGCUCACGUUGUUGUUAUCCCUGCUGGUGUUCCCCGUAAGCCUGGUAUGACCCGUGAUGACUUGUUCAACACCAACGCUUCCAUUGUCCGUGACCUUGCUGAAGCUUCUGCCAAGUACUGCCCUAACGCUCACUUCCUCAUCAUCUCCAACCCUGUCAACUCCACUGUUCCUAUCUUCGCCGAGACCUUGAAGAAGGCUGGUGUCUACAACCCUAAGCGUCUCUAUGGUGUUACCACUUUGGAUGUUGUCCGUGCCUCCCGUUUCGUUGCUGAAGUUAAGGGCAAGGAUCCUAAGGACUGCAAGGUUACCGUUGUUGGUGGUCACUCUGGUGUCACCAUUGUUCCCCUUCUUUCCCAAACCGGUGAAACCUUCACCAAGGAGGAGCUUGAUGCUUUGACCCACCGCAUCCAAUUCGGUGGUGAUGAAGUCGUCAAGGCUAAGGAUGGUACCGGUAGCGCUACUCUUUCCAUGGCUUUCGCUGGUGCUCGUUUCGCCAACUCCGUUUUGGAAGCUACCGUUGGUGGCAAGAAGGGUGUUGUUGAGCCCUCUUUCGUUGAGUCUGAACUCUUCGCCAAGGAAGGUGUUGAAUACUUCUCCAGCAACAUUGAACUUGGUCCCAACGGUGUUGAGAAGAUCAAUGGUCUUGGUGAGAUCUCUGACUACGAGAAGGAGCUUAUCAGCAAGGCUGUUCCUGAGCUCAAGAAGAACAUUGCCAAGGGCAAGGCUUUCGUCCAGUAA
This is a messenger RNA of Lichtheimia ornata, 1017 nucleotides long. RefSeq names its product malate dehydrogenase, NAD-dependent. Gene Ontology annotation, cellular component: cytoplasm. The transcript has 4 exons. Lineage: Eukaryota; Fungi; Mucoromycota; Mucoromycetes; Mucorales; Lichtheimiaceae. The record is from RefSeq and is a predicted model, not a curated record. Gene Ontology annotation, biological process: malate metabolic process; tricarboxylic acid cycle. Gene Ontology annotation, molecular function: L-malate dehydrogenase (NAD+) activity. Bases 1 to 1017 code for a protein of 338 amino acids.